CAGCAGAUUUCAGACAUUAUUUUAGGCCGCCACUAAAAUAUUCAGCCCGUGAGUCACUGUUGGAUAUUUGCAGUGGUCAGUUCAAGGCUAAAAAGGCUGUUUUGCUUUCAGUAAUAUUUAACUGGAUAGUUUGGGCUACACCCCACAGUAACCAAGAAACUGCUACUGUACUGACUGUGGAAACAUGAUUUCUGUACAGCCUCUCUGAAUACUGCAUAACUCAUCCUGGACUAUUCAAGAACAAUGGCCUGACUGUUUCUCUGGCAAUAUGAAUGGCCACAUCCUUCAGCUGUGUGUAAUCCAAGCUGUAGCCUCUUUUAUCCAUCUAGAACCCAAGAAUGUUACUGUGUUAAGAGGCAGUGAGGUUCGCUUUAACUGCAGCACUGAUGAAUCCUGGGGUGUCAUGACGUGGCUGUUGGGUGGAAGAACUGUCCUCACCAUCUCAGUGGAACAUGGUCCUCUGGGUGGAGAUGAGCAUGUGUCCACAGUUAAUCACUCCAGCUCAUCUCUUUCCAUGUGGGAGUUGGUUUUGAUGAACGUUUCCUUCAGACCCAUUGUACAGGAAGUCAUAUGUGAACUGCUGCCUACAAGACUUGACAGAUCAUCAUCAGCCCUGUUUGUACAAGAAAAAGGAAAUGUCAGGAUUUUGGAGAGUGAUCUGUCAGUUCAAGAGGGGAUGCUUGUCACCUUCCAUUGCGAAGCGAGUGGCUGGUAUCCGGACCCUUCAGUGUCCUGGGUGGUCAAUGGCACCACUGUGGACAGAGAUGACUACAACACCAGCAGUCUCCAGGACCCCAAUGGCCUUUUCAACUCCACCAGUGUGCUUCAGAUAAAAGCAGAGACAAGCAGCACAGUGGAGUGUUGGGCAUCUGUGUCUGCCGCUGUAGCCCACCAAAACAGCAGUGUCAAGCUGACUGUAGUGGCACCGAAAGCUCCACAGGACUACACAGUUGUGAUCGCUGUCAUAGUGUCUGUGUGUACAAUCAUUCUGCUGGCAGUGCUCAUCCUGAUCUUGUACUAUAGAAAAAAACUGACAAAAUCAAGCUCUGAAAAUAAAGUCAGCUCCUCUUUAUGGACUGUCAAUUUAAGCAGUCGUCGGAGGUCUGUUGCUGAUGAAACCAGAGGAAAAGUUAACCCAGGAUACCACGGCGAAGACGUAACAAGUUCAGGACACCAUGACCUCAGGAAUAGAGCUGACAGCACGGUAAACAUCAUCAGCUCUCCACGGGUUCCUGAUAUUGUCAUUUUCAGCACUCAAAAUCAGAAAUUGGAAGAUUUUUCUAACCUCUACUCUAAGGGAGCAAAGACAGUCCGCCGAGUCACCACUGUUUGACCUCAGGGUCGACCUCACAUAAACCUCCCACUGCAAGAAAGAAACAAAGGUCAUAUAUGCUGAAAAUGAAGAUGCAAUAGAUGCAAUGCCUGUUUUUUUUUGUUUUUUUGUCACUUCAAAAAAUGUUAUGUAAUUAUUUUGCAUUAUUUUGUACUGGUGUAUUUGUAAGUUAUUUACAGUAUUCGUAUCUGUAUCGGUAAAGAGAGCUGCAGUGGUGACAUAUUUUUGUAGGCCAACCUGGAAGUCAGCAUCACCUGGUUCCCUAGGGUUUUUACAUUGGCUUUUGGAUUAAUGCAGUAAAUAAACUCUGUGACCAGCAAAAGUUUGAUGUCUUGUUCAUCAUAAUAAUAUUCACAAAUGAAUACAACUUGAGCCUAAAUACAGUCGGCAGAAGCAGCUAAACAUAGGAAAGAAACAAACUACACCAUGUUCACAUGACUCCAACAACACCACAACUGAAAAAGAGAGCGAUUUAUACAACAAACGCACACAAUAUCCUCUGAAAACGACCUAGUGAAUGGCUGAGUUUACUCUUUUCAAUGUGAUGAAAUUAAGUGACCCUGACAACCUCUGUAGUUCCAUUUAGCCACUUAUUAAAAGCCCAUUGUCUUUAAGUUGAUGGAAACCAAAGCUGAUUUAUGGGUUUUGGCCUACAAAAAUAUGUCAAUUCUACAGCACAUUUUUAACUGUGCAAUUUUUUUUUUAUUUUUUUAUUUGUGUUAUAGUGCAUCUUAUGCAUAGACAACUGCACUGUCAAGUAUUGCUUGGCACUUUUAAUAAUAAACAAAAACAACCUUUUCCUCAGAGGGUUCAAGUUAGGGAAAUUUGCCUUCAUGUUUUCCCUCUCUGCUGCUCGUCAGUCAUGGAUGGCAACUGCUGAAUAAAUUAGGGUUACCCUCCGUAGAUCACACAAAGUUGUCAUGAUAUGAGAGGGUGAUAACAUAAGCCUUUUGUUUUUGUUUGGGUUUCCAGACCAGUGUUGUAUUUCCUAGACCUGCUUGUGUUACUGAGGUUUUCAUUUGCCAUUCACAAGUGCUGGAUUGAUGUCAGGGUCAAGCAGACUGUUUCUCUGGGGUGAUUUACAGAGGCCACUGCCUGCCUUUCAAACACUUCUGCGUCUCACAGGAUGUCUCGAUGUUCAGCACAAAUAUUGCAGAACAGUACUUGAGACCUGUUAGAUAAUACAUUUGGCGUUCUUAUAUACAUUUGUCUUUUUAUCUGUAAUUAUUAUUUUUGCAAUUAAUAAUGAAGCGUACAAUUGCUGUGUCCCAGCUUAAUACCUGGAAAAAAAUCUAGUUUUGUUGAUAGUUUGAAUUAGCUUUUAUUUUUCUAUUUUCAAUGUCAUUUUAAUUUAAUUUAAUUAGAUUUUUUACUUUGCUGAAAUGUUACAAUGUGUAGUUUUAGCUAAUAACAGU
Carassius auratus (goldfish) is the source of this 2748-nucleotide messenger RNA. It is a transcript of the gene igsf5b, whose product is annotated as immunoglobulin superfamily, member 5b. Lineage: Eukaryota; Metazoa; Chordata; Actinopteri; Cypriniformes; Cyprinidae. Bases 269 to 1333 code for a protein of 354 amino acids. The record is from RefSeq and is a predicted model, not a curated record. The transcript is spliced from 9 exons.